AUGUUCUUUGAGUUGCCGGUUUUCAGUUGGAUAAUUAUAUACUAUCUAUUAAUCAUUGCACAGCAGUCAUCCCAGACUUCGGUGGCAGAACUUCCAUUGGGUCCUGGGUUAUCUAGACCGAUUGUGCAUACUCCAGUAGGCAGCUAUCGGGGACUUUGGGCCCAAGACGGGAAUUACUCUAUGUUUCUGGGUAUCCCGUAUGCAAUAGUUGAUCCGGACAACGUUUUUGGUCCUUCUUUACCACACAAAUUUGAAGGGAUAUUUGAAGCAGUCGACGAUACUUCAAGGUGUCCUCAAAAUGAAGGUUUGAUAAUUAGUGGGAAACUGGACUGCCUUCACGUAAACAUUAACGUGCCCAAUAGUGCUAGCAUUUAUAAUCCCUUGCCUGUUCUGAUCUUCAUAUUUGGGGGAAUUUUCGAUUCCGGUUUUGCAGGAAGAUACUUAUAUGGGCCACGCUUCUUAGUCAGACAUGACGUCAUUUUCGUUACUUUAAACUAUCGCCUUGGCCCUUACGGUUUUAUGUGUCUAAACACAUAUAAUGUACCAGGGAAUCAGGGUUUGAAAGAUCAAAUACAAGCACUGCGUUGGAUUAAAGAAAAUAUACGAUAUUUUGGUGGAGACGACUCUAAAAUCACUGUAGCGGGAAACAGUGCUGGUGCAGUGUCUGUGGAUUACCAUCAGUACUUUCUACAGGAACAGCUUUAUAAUAGAGUGAUUUUGCAAAGUGGCGUUGCAUUAUCUCAUGGUAUUAAUGAAGAUUCUGAUUCUGAUCGAGAUGCACCUAUAAAAUUAGCAAAGCAGUUGAAUUAUUCAACAAAUGAUAUUAAUGAUGCUUUAUCGAUUCUAAACAAAGUGGAGCCACAUGAACUUAUUGCUGCAACAAGGGAUUCUGGUGUAAGUUUUCUACCGUGUGUUGAAAAGCAAUUCGAAAAUGCUAGUAACUAUGUAACGAAAUAUCCAGCUGAUUUAAACACAGUUUCUCGUAGAGAUGUGGAUGUCAUGAUUGGUAUUACUAACGACGAAAGCUAUCCGACAAUAACUUUGGACAUAGAAAGUGGUAAGUUUGAAUGUAAAGACUUCGUGUCUUUAAUUUUAGAAACUCAUUUUGAAUUCAAAAAUGAAAGUAAGCUUUUCAACGAAAUUAAAAAGACUGUCCGGUUGUUUUAUUACGGUGAUGAUAUCCAAUGUGCAGAAAACAAGAGACCGGAAAUGAAUAUACAUGCCGAUUUUACUUUUCACAGUCCAAUAUUAAGAACUGUUAGAAAGUAUUUGGAGAGUGGCGUGAAGAAUACAUACUUCUAUAAGUUUUCAUUUGCUGGUGAAAGGAAUUAUGUCAAGGAUUACAUGAAAGUACCAGCCACAAUAGGCGGUGCUUUCCACGCAGAUGAACUGGGAUAUUUAUUUGACAUUUCUUACAUGAAAGAUCGGUUGCGUGAUGAAGAUAUGCUAAUUAUAGACAGAAUGACCGAACUUUGGACUAAUUUUGCAAAAUAUGGAAAUCCAACACCGAAACCGUCAAAGUUGAUUCCUCUUCAAUGGCCACGCGUAUCCCGGGACAAACUGCCAUAUUUGGAGAUAAACACUGAACUACGCCUAGGAUCCAGACCGAUGCACGAGCGGAUGAGCUUUCUAGACCUUCUGUACAAGGACAUUGGACAUUAUCAAAGAUGGAUAAGCAAGGAUGGAAUAAUGAAAUCAAAUUAAAUUAUCAUUUAUAACGACCAUCUGGAAGCAUAUAAC
Molecule: messenger RNA, 1740 nt
Organism: Cydia pomonella (codling moth)
Lineage: Eukaryota; Metazoa; Arthropoda; Insecta; Lepidoptera; Tortricidae
Product: cholinesterase 2-like
Exons: 4
Coding region: 1-1704 (567 amino acids)
Source: RefSeq, a predicted model, not a curated record